Molecule: messenger RNA, 1065 nt
Organism: Metarhizium acridum CQMa 102
Lineage: Eukaryota; Fungi; Ascomycota; Sordariomycetes; Hypocreales; Clavicipitaceae
Product: Apoptosis-inducing factor 1, mitochondrial
Cellular component (GO): cytoplasm
Molecular function (GO): flavin adenine dinucleotide binding; electron-transferring-flavoprotein dehydrogenase activity
Source: RefSeq, a predicted model, not a curated record
AUGGUCGUGGUCGCUCCAACCACACACUUCCACUGGCCGAUUGCCAUGCCGCGAGUCGUUGUUCCCGGUCAAAUGCCCGUCGAGAAGAUCAUGUACCCCCUGGAACCGACAUUCAGAGAAUACCCCGAGGAGAAGUUUGAGUUUGUGCUAGGCAGCGCCAGCGAUCUGGAUCCAGAGGGAAGCGUCGUCAUAGUUGCGCUGAAUGACGGGACAAGCAGGGCCGUCCCGUACGACACGCUCUUCAUUGCCACCGGGUCGUCGGCAAAGGACGACAUGCCCUGGAAGCUGGUCGGUACAGCCGACAACACCUUUGACCGCAUCCACGCGCUGCAAAAGCAGGUCCAAGGUGCCGAGACGAUUGUCGUUGCGGGAGGCGGCUUGACUGGAGCCGAGACAGCAGGCGAGAUUGGCUAUCAGUAUGGCAGAAAGGGCAACAAGGAGGUUUACUUUAUUUACAACGACGAUCUGCCGCUCUCGCCGGGCGUCAUGGCGAGUGUGAGGAAGCAGACCAAGGUUGAGCUGGAGAGGAUGAAGGUCAAGCUCGUGCCCAAGACGACCGUGACAAAGGCGACAACCAGGGGCAGGGACACCAUUCUUGAAAUGCGACACGCCGACGGCACCACCAGGACUCUCACCGCGCAGGCUUACCUGCCGACUACUGGCGUGACGCCCAAUACUUCGUUUGUGCCGAAGAGCAUGCUCGAUGAGAAUGGAUAUGUCAGGCAGACGUCCUUCCUUCGGGCGGACGGCUACAAGAACAUUUUUGUCGUUGGCGAUGCGGGAAGUCUCGAGGACAAUAGAUCUCUGGCGGCUGAUUCCCAGGCGGGGCAUCUCAUCAAGUUCCUUCCGGCAUACUUUGAGGGUGGGAGUUUGCCCGAGUACAAGGUCAACAGCAAGACCAUGUAUGGCAUUACGCUCGGCCAGAGCAAGGCAACCGGCCAGAUGGGCAACAUGAAGGUUUUCAGCUGGAUCGUCUGGUUGUUGAAGGGCCGAUUUCUGGGCACGGACAAGGUUCCUGGUAUUGCAGCCGGAAAGAUGACCAUGUCGGCAACGUUUGAGAAGUAG